CGCCAUGGCCAUUGAGGCCACCACCGACGCCAGCACCGGCACCAGCGCCGCCUUUGCCGCCUUUGCCGCCGACAGCACCGACCUCAACACCGCCACCGACACCAGCUCCGCCUUUGCCGUUGAGUCCAGCUCCAACGCCACCACCGACGCCACCACCAACGCCAGCUCCUACCCCAGAUUGAGCACCUGGCGAGCAUAGUCAGCAUAGAGUUCCAAAUGCCAGUUCCAGACAAUUCAAAACCUACCGCCCUUUCCAUAGCCAGCCGAACCUGCAGCCGGAGAGGUUUGGUUACCUGCGUUUCCAUACACUGGGACUGGGGACGAAGCUCCAGCUUCGACGUUCCCCUUGGCAGCACCAUAACCCUCGGCGGCUCCACCGACGGUCGGGAUAGCGGCACUGAUGGCCACGGAGGCAAAUGCCAGCUGAGUGAAGAUGUAGGAGUAACGCAUAUUGUCGAGAGGAUUGGGGGUGAGUGAGAUUGAGAACCGUCUAAAAGGUAGGUAAUGUAGAACGAAUGUGUUAAUUUGAGGGUGCGGAAUGCACGAAAACGAGAGAUUGCUGGAGCGAAGGGUGGGAGGCGGACGGGCGAUGGGCGAUGAUGCUGAUGAUGCUGUUGAUGCUGAUGAUGGAGAGAGAUGUUGGAUGAU
This is a messenger RNA of Sphaerulina musiva SO2202, 648 nucleotides long. RefSeq lists its product as uncharacterized. The record is from RefSeq and is a predicted model, not a curated record. NCBI's taxonomy places the organism in Eukaryota, Fungi, Ascomycota, Dothideomycetes, Mycosphaerellales, Mycosphaerellaceae. The transcript has a single exon. Bases 217 to 477 code for a protein of 86 amino acids.